This is a messenger RNA of Canis lupus familiaris (dog), 2538 nucleotides long. Its product is annotated as collagen alpha-1(III) chain-like. The transcript is spliced from 4 exons. Bases 1 to 2538 code for a protein of 845 amino acids. The record is from RefSeq and is a predicted model, not a curated record. NCBI's taxonomy places the organism in Eukaryota, Metazoa, Chordata, Mammalia, Carnivora, Canidae.
AUGCACACGAGACCACGAAGUGCGCGUGUCUGGGAGCGAAGGAACGUGACGGGCAGGGCCACCCCCAGCCCAGACCCUGGGGCCCCGCUGCUGAACCACCCCGAGCACCGGCCACGGGUCGCGCGCGUUCACGGGGCCGCAGGGAGGCUGACGGCUGUCGGCCUUGGUGCCUCAGGCCCCGCGGGGUCACCACCCAGGGGCGGUGGUGGAAGGAGGCUCCACGGGAACGGCCACCCCACCACGGGGGUCACUCCUCGCACCCGGCCUCCAGGGCACCGAGGGGGGCCGACACCUGCCUCAAGUCCAGGAAGCCCAUUCGGCGAUCGGCCCCGGUCCCCGGAGGCGCCAAAGGCCACAAGGUGCUGGUGGCGUCGGGAGCGUGACCGUCCCUGGAUCCUGGCCCGUGGACAGGGCGUCCAGGGCCAGGGCAGGAAGGAGUCUGCUGUGAAGACGCUCAGGGCCCAGGCGACGGAUCCAAGCCCGAAGGAGCUUCGGGUCAACCGCGGGAUCUUGGUUCCCCAGCCUCCACCUGUCUGCACCGGCCGAGCUGCCGGGUCCCGCCGUGCGACGCCCGACAGGUGCAACCGCUCGGAUGCAGUCCCUCGGUGGCCCUCGUCCAGUGGGACCGGCGGCGUCCGUACAGAGCGGAGGCACGGGGACAGGCGUCCCGGGAGGGCCGGGAGAGAUCUGCGGGGGGACUUCCAGCCGCGGCUCCUCGGACGGCCCCGCACUCACACGCCGCUCCCACCGCCCAGGAACACCGGGGCCGCGGUCAUCGGGCCGCAGGGGAAGCGCCACUCAUCCCGGGGCGUCACCCCGGGCCAACGUCAGCCGCCUGAGGCCCGGCCCCGGGCGCAGCUCCGGCCUCUGGGGUCCGUAGAGGGUUCAGGGCUCGCAGACGGCGGCCCGGGGAGCCACGAGGAGCACUGCUUCCACGCCGUCCUCUGCGGGUCCGACGGCCCCUCGGCGGGUGACACGGGGGCCACGCUACCCAGACUCCUCCCAGCGACAGCCAGCGGGCACGGGGAGGUGCCCCACUUCCGUCGUCCACUCUGCGGCCGCUCAGAUCCGAAACUGCAGCCCUGGGCACCCUCCUGCGGCUGGGCCUCAGGUCUGGGGGCGCCAACUUCCAGCCCCUCCCCGGCCUCUCUCGGUUCCCCUCCUCGCCCCGACCUCGCCUGGCCUCCCUACCUGCCUCUGCGUCACUUCCUCUCUCGAGGGCGCCCCCGCCCCCCGGCCGCGGAGCCGUGCGCUCAGGUGGCCCCUGCCCACCCCGCACUGCACACCCACAACUUGCAACAGGGGAGAACUCCGGGGUCUCGCCAUGUCACCCGGUGCGAGCAUCUGCGGAGGCCACGGCCCCACCUCCCACACGGGCCCCCCCAGAAGGCCCGAGCCCCAGCAGCCGACGGCGGGUCAGCACAAGGUGCCGUGGGGGCGGCUGGGCAGGGGCAGCCCCCGGGGGGGGGGUACGAGCCACUGGGGGGCCGCCGGGGGCAGCACACGUUCAGAGGGCAGCGCUGGCCUCUCAAGACGGCCCCGAGGUCCGGGGGCGGGCGGCCCCCCUCGCUGAGCGUGCCCGGGAGUGGGAAGUGCUGGCCCGGGACUCCAGGAGCGCCCGCCUCCGCAGCUGGACACGUCUGCGCCGCCAGCCUGGGCCCAGCGACUCUGCUGCAGGAGCUGACCCGGGCCGGCGUGCGGAGGCCGCUCUGCGAGCGGAGGCCCCCGGCCUCCCGGCCUCGCCCCGGCACCUGCAGGUGCCAGAGCCCUGAGCCUCCGGCCUGGCCAGCCCAGCUGCCGCCCGCGGACAAGAACCCAGCGGCCGCAGAAGCGCCAGAGCCGAGGGCGUGUUUCAGGACGGCUCCGGUGCCCGCGAGACCUGGAGACAGAGGCGUCGAGGGCACCGCCCCGGGGGGUCCACAUGAGAGCCUGGCAGGGCCCUGGGGACGGCGGGGGCCCCGGCAACCACAACGGGGACGCAGAGGCCGGCACUUCAGGGGGCGAGGCCCCGCCUGGGGGCCUGGCAGGUGGGAGCGGGCCCCGGGGUCGGCGGGGACAGGCACGGCCGGGCGGGCUCGAGGGACACUGGGGACACGGGCCAGCGCCCGCCCACCUGACGGCCCCGGUACCGCGGACUUCUGGUUUCUCGGCUCCCGCGGCUGGGGAGCUGGUCGGGGGAAUUUCAUCAUCUUGUGGGUUCGGGGAGAAAAAGGGGAAGAGGUCAGGUCUUCAGCUCGUCCUCCCAGACGCCCCUGCCAGAGCCGAGCCUCGUUCCGCCUGGUCUUCACGGCCGUCAAGCUCCUUAUUGCUCAUCCUGGUUUUGCGCGAGGCGUCGGGCAGCGCGGAUCCCUCACGGGUCUCAGCCACAAAGGCGAUUUCCGGCUGAGUGGGAGCGGGAGGGCAAGCCAGCGGCGGCCGCCGCCUCCAGGAAGCCUCCGGACACUCCUCCCAGGACGGCCGCCAGCCUGUCGCCGUGGGGUCGCGAGCCUCUGGAGCCGCAUCCCCCGCUGGGCAGGCUCGGGGCACACUCUCGGGUGA